GUACAGAUAAAAAAAGAAUAGGUUUCGUUAUCUUUAACUACACAUGUUACGGUAACCGUAUCACCACUAUCAGUUAAAGACCAAGGCCUAUGACCGCCAUCCCCUCCACCCCCGGCUUCAGCCAAGCAGUGAAAGGUACUAUGCUAUUCAGUGUUUUGUGCUUUGACUAUAUGCUUGUUAUUCGGAGCUUGCAGCUUGAAGUGGGUACAAAAUAAAAUGAAGUUAGCCGUACUCCUGAGUGUUAUAUCAACGGGAUAUGCAUACAACAUACUAUGCUUGCAGAAUGUCCCUUUCAAAAGUCACUACCAUCUUGCAAAGGGGCUGGUUUACCCCCUACUGGAAGCUGGGCAUAAGGUGACAUGGAUCACAACGUUUCCCGGAAAACCAGUUACAAACCUGACCUAUAUCGACAUAAGUCAUAUACAGGAGUUAACGAAGAACUUGGACAUGACCCGUCCGCAAACCAUGGACAUGGUGAAGGAGAUGGCAUGGAACAUCUCCCGCAGUACCCUGGAGACUCCAGCAGUAAGGAACGCCCUGAUCAGGGAGAAGUAUGAUGCUGUCAUCACUGAGUGGUUCUUCUCCGAAGUGGAGACUGGCUAUGCAGCGGUGCAAGACGCCCCAUGGAUCCUACUGGGCGGUAUGCUGCUCAACACCCACCUGGAGUACCUGGUGGACACGGUGCGCUCCGUGCCCACCAUCUCGGUCUUGACGAGCGACUACGAUACGCCCAUGACGCUGUGGCAACGCAUCCAGAACACCAUCUCUUUCCUCUUCUUUACCUACAUCACCAUGUCAAGCCAGCCCACCAACAAAGCAAACUACGAAGAAUACUUCGAACCACUAGCUAAAGCGCGCGGCGUUACCCUACCUCCGUACUACAAGGCGAUGCACAAUGUUUCCAUACUGUUUGUGAACUCACACUCAUCGUUCGCGCCGCCCUUCGUCACUCCACCCAACGUGGUGGACAUCGCGGGCUACCACAUCGACGAGGACGUACCGCCACUGCCCAAGGAUCUCCAACACCUCCUGGACUCCUCCCGCCAGGGGGUGGUGUACUUCAGCAUGGGCUCCAUGAUUCGGUCCGCGGCACUGCCGGUGCAGACCCGACGCGAGCUGGUCAAGAUGCUGGGGGAACUGCCCUACACCGUGCUGUGGAAGUUCGAGGAGCAGAUGGAGGGCUUGCCCAGGAAUAUUCACAUUAGACCCUGGAUGCCUCAGUCUAGUAUACUCUCGCACCCCAACGUAAAGGUGUUCAUCACUCAUGGUGGUCUGCUCAGCACGUUGGAGUCCCUCCACUUCGGAGUGCCAGUUAUAGCCGUGCCAGUCUUCGCAGACCAGCCCGGUAAUGCGCUACGCUGCGUGAAGGCGGGGCAUGCUCUUAAAGUCGACUUCAACCUACCAGCACUUGCAGGAAACCUCAAAACCGCCCUCAACGAGAUGCUCAAUAACAACAGUUACUACAAUCGCGCGAAGGAGAUAUCGAGGCUGUUCCACACGCGCCCCGUCUCCAACAAGAAGCUUAUACAGCACUACGUAGAACUGGCCAUCGAGAGCAAAGGGGCAUACCACCUGCGUUCCCAAAGCGUGCUGUACUCCUGGUACCAACUGUGGAUGCUGGAUCAACUGGCCGUACUUGUAUUAGCACUGUUUAUUAUUGCGAUAAUAAUUAAGAAAGUUGUUAGUAAUUUGUUUAGAAAGAAGGGAAAACCGUCUACAGGAAAAAAAGAUAAGAAAAAGUAAUUUGUUAUUGUACAAUUUAUUGUUCGGUUAUGUGUUAUGGUGCUUCCACACGGCUUUCAAAAAC
Maniola jurtina (meadow brown) is the source of this 1807-nucleotide messenger RNA. Its product is annotated as UDP-glucosyltransferase 2-like. The transcript is spliced from 11 exons. NCBI's taxonomy places the organism in Eukaryota, Metazoa, Arthropoda, Insecta, Lepidoptera, Nymphalidae. The record is from RefSeq and is a predicted model, not a curated record. Gene Ontology annotation, molecular function: UDP-glycosyltransferase activity. Bases 217 to 1743 code for a protein of 508 amino acids.